GGGCCCCGCCCCGGGGCUCCAUUGUUGAGGCGGCCGCCGCUCAGUGGGCUUCGGGCUGCGAUCCUCUCGGCCCGCGCUGCCGGGAGCCAUAGCUGCGAGCCAGCGGGUUGAGCAAUGGAAGAGCUAAUAGUUGAACUUCGCCUCUUUCUUGAGCUCUUAGACCAUGAAUAUCUUACAUCAACUGUCAGAGAGAAAAAGGCGGUACUUACUAACAUCCUAAUGAGGAUACAGUCGUCCAAAGGCUUUGAAGUAAAGGACCAUGCUCAGAAGCCAGAGACCAACAGCCUGCCGGCCCCACCUCAGAUGCCUCUGCCAGAGAUCCCUCAGCCAUGGCUCCCUCCUGACAGUGGGCCUCCACCCUUACCAACGUCCUCUCUUCCAGAGGGUUACUAUGAGGAAGCUGUGCCACUGAGCCCUGGAAAAGCUCCAGAGUACAUCACCUCAAAUUAUGACUCGGAUGCCAUGAGCAGCUCCUAUGAGUCAUAUGAUGAAGAGGAGGAGGACGGAAAGGGGAAGAAAACCCGGCACCAGUGGCCCUCAGAGGAGGCCUCCAUGGACCUGGUGAAGGAUGCCAAGAUCUGUGCCUUCCUGCUCCGCAAGAAACGCUUUGGCCAGUGGACCAAGCUGCUCUGUGUUAUCAAGGACACCAAACUACUGUGCUAUAAAAGUUCCAAGGACCAGCAGCCUCAGAUGGAACUGCCACUCCAAGGCUGCAACAUUACCUACAUCCCGAAAGACAGCAAAAAGAAGAAGCAUGAGUUGAAAAUCACCCAGCAAGGCACAGACCCACUCGUUCUUGCAGUCCAGAGUAAGGAGCAGGCCGAACAGUGGCUGAAGGUGAUCAAGGAGGCCUACAAUGGCUGUGGUGGUCCUGUGGAUCCAGAAUGUGCUCCCCUUCCCAGCGCCCCAGUGCCCAAGGCAGAACUGGAGAAGAAACUGUCUUCAGAGAGGCCCAGCUCAGAUGGGGAAGGUGUCGUGGAAAAUGGAGUCACCAUGUGUAAUGGAAAAGAACAAGUGAAGAGAAAGAAAAGUUCCAAGUCAGAGGCCAAGGGAACUGCGUCUAAAGUCACUGGGAAAAAGAUCACCAAGAUCAUUGGUCUAGGAAAGAAGAAGCCAUCCACGGAUGAGCAGACUUCAUCUGCUGAGGAGGAUGUGCCCACCUGUGGCUACCUAAAUGUGCUCUCCAACAGCCGCUGGAGGGAGCGCUGGUGCAGAGUGAAGGACAGCAAGCUCAUCUUGCACAAAGACAGGACCGACCUGAAGACGCACAUUGUCUCCAUCCCCCUCCGUGGUUGUGAGGUGAUCCCAGGCUUGGAUUCCAAGCAUCCGCUCACUUUCCGGCUGCUUCGCAAUGGUCAGGAGGUGGCUGUGCUAGAGGCAUCAUCUUCUGAAGACAUGGGCAGAUGGAUUGGCAUCUUACUUGCUGAGACAGGGUCCUCUACAGACCCAGGGGCCCUGCACUAUGACUACAUAGAUGUGGAGAUGUCUGCAAAUGUCAUUCAGACUGCCAAACAGACCUUCUGCUUCAUGAACAGACGUACAGUGUCCACCAGCCCAUACCUGGGGAGCACCUCCAAUGGCUAUGCCCACCCUAGUGGGACUGCACUGCAUUAUGAUGAUGUCCCCUGCAUCAAUGGCUCGUGGGACAUGGAUGAUGGCUUUCCUGGCUGCGGGAGCAGAGGCCUGGCAGAAGAGGUGCUUUAUGAUAAUGCGGGCCUCUACGAUAACUUGCCGUCUCCAACAAUCUUUGCUCGCUCCUCUCCUGCUGACCGAAGGGCUUCUCGGCUGUCUUCUAACCACUACAAAUCCCCUGCUUCCUGCAGUCCACCCUGCUCCCCAUCUGUCACUAACCCCUCUUCUGUGGGGAGGGCAUCUCUUGGGCUGCACUCGCAGCUCAAGGGCAAAAAGCCCCCAGCGACAUCUAAUGGGAUUCCUGGAAAAGGGAAGGCUCCAAGCAGUCAACAGAAAAAAGUGGAUUCUACAGGUGGUGUGAAGCGGACAGCAUCAAAUGCUGACCAGUACAAAUACGGAAAGAACCGGGUGGAAGCAGAUGCGAAGCGGUUACAAACCAAAGAGGAGGAGCUGCUGAAGAAGAAGGAGGCCCUGAGAAACAGGCUAGCACAGCUCCGGAAGGAAAGGAAGGACCUAAGGGCUGCCAUUGAAGUGAAUGCAGGCAGAAAGACCCAAGUGGUCCUGGAGGACAAGCUGAAGAGGCUGGAGGAAGAGUGUAAGCAGAGGGAAGCGGAGCGGGUCAGUCUGGAGCUGGAGCUGACUGAGGUCAAGGAGAGCCUGAAGAAGGCACUGGCUGGUGGUGUUACCCUGGGGUUAGCCAUUGAGCCAAGGUCGGGAACAUCAAGUCCACAGUCUCCUGGGUUCAGGCAUCGGACUCUGGAAAACUCGCCUAUCUCCAGCUGUGACACAAGUGACACUGAGGGCCCCCUGCCUGUGAACAGUGCAGCUGUUCUGAAAAAGAGCCAGCCAGCCUCGGGCAGCUCCCCCUGCCGUGGGCACGUGCUGCGGAAGGCCAAGGAAUGGGAACUGAAGAAUGGGACAUAGAGGGAGGCCAUGCUGUGCCCAGAGCCUGCACACUGCCACCAGCCUCCUCACAGGCAACCUCGGAUACUCCCCCAAAGUGGUCUGACCAUGACUUCAGACGUUUGAAGCCGAGCUCUGAUGCUGACAUCUUCGCCUGGCUUACAUGUCCUCUUUCUACUGUAUAAUGGUGCCCUGUAGAAAAGUUUACUUUCAGACUUUGGUGUCCACAUUUAUUUGUUUAAAAAAAAAAAAGAGAGAGAGAAACAAAGGGGCAACAAACUGUUGUAAAGACCCCUCUGGCAGGUAAGGUAGUCAUCUCAGCCCAUACACAGCCUGCAGACAGAUGCACCAUGGCUCCCACGAGCUCAGUAGGACCUAGAGCAGAUUGCACCCUCUGCUGCCGCCCUCCCUGCAUGUGACCAGCACCUAGUGUCUGCCCUUCCCUGUCGGCCACAGGUCGGGCUGCAUAGCCUCAGUGUGAACAUCGGGAAUGACCUGUGUGUGUCUCUGCACCCCUCCCAUGCCUGUCCCCCGCUACUGGAGGUGAAGCCAUGGGGACUUUGUGCUGUGAAGUGUCUGCCUUUAAGUUGGGGGGGUGGGGCUUGACAGAUGCUUUUGUCACCAGGACAAGAAAAGCUGCCAUUCUUUAUAGCCUUGUUUGGUUUUUUUUGUUGUUUUGUUUUAAGAUAAUGUCCCUGUUUAUGACUGAUUUGUUUUGCUCAGGAGAGGUUGCAGAGGCUAGCCCUUGUCUAGCAUGCCCCUUUCUGCCUUGACCCAGUACCCCAGUCUUUCCCUACUCUCCAGAAAAGGUGAACUUGGGUUCAUCAUCCAUUUAUGGACCCUCUCUGACAAGUGUGGUCAGUGCUUCUUUUGCAAAGGAAGGAGGUUCUGGAACCCAUAGGUUCAGACCAGGACAAUCUUAGAGCACAGAUGGCCUUCAGAGCUUUUCCUCUUCCCUUCAGUAUGUAAGUAGAAGCCAUGAAUCGUGGAUGCACUUGGCCUUGCUGGUACUUCCCCAGGUGUUGUGGGCCAGGUGGCCUUUUCCCCCUUCUCCUGCUUGGACUGAGUACCAUGUUCCUUGGGUAGUUCAGAUGUUCAGUAUGCAAAGAGGAAAACAGCUCGGGAGUCAGGCUGGCCUCCACCCUGUGGGUCUGAGAGUCAGGCAGACUGGCAUUUUGGUCUCCCUAGGCACUGCAGAGAAGAGAUAAUCAGUCACCUAUGCAGAUUUGUUCUGGUCCAGUCACAUGGGUUAUAGGCUUUUUCCCAAAAGUACAGAACUUGGUAAAGCUCUGUUGGAGGCGAGCCUUUUAGCCACAGUCCUGACUCUUAUUGUACAGGAAGGGGUGAUUGGAUAGUCUCUCCUCUCCUCUCCUCUCCUCUCCUCUCCUCUCCUCUCCUCUCCUCUCCUCUCCUCUCCUCUCCUCUCCUCUCCCCUCCCCCCCCUCCCCUCCCCUCCCCUCCCUUCUUCUCCUCUGCUCUCCCUCUUUCCCUAUCCCUCUCCCCCUCUCCCCCUCCCCCUCUCUCUAUGUCUCUCUCUAUGUCUCUCUCUCUCUGUCUCUUUGUGCCCCAGGGCCUAUUCUAGGCAGCCAGAGCAUCUGUAGCCUUCAUGGUGAGGGCAGUGUUCAGUGUGUUGCCCUCUAGCCUAUAGCACUACCUUGUAGUUCUGAGGAGCAGCAAGGUUGUCUCCAGUGCAUGGGGAUAUUCUUACUACAAAUCCAAAGCUGCUCCACUGGAAGCCCCCUGAAUCCUUACUUCAGUGUAGAGCCACCUGCCAGGAGACUGAUUCUUAAGCUGUCACAUAGGCACCUUGCUCUGCAGCACCUUACCCCACAGGGCAAUAGAUGGACACGCUUUGUACCAGCAUCUGUGGCCAUUCCUUGCUGCUGGAAAACCACGCAGGGAGAACCUGGAAGUAAGGAAUGGGGGAAGCAGUCUCCACAUAAACCAGCCUGUUCCCAUAGCAGCAAGUUAGAGCCCUGCAUGAUCAUGGGAGCUGUGGCCACUUCAUAUCAUGUGAGAUGAAUGUUCAUUCUAUAAAGGGAAGAGUAUUUGCCUACUGUAGAUUUUUGCUGCCUUCAAGGCUCUUGGCCCUUCUGAUGGGCAACCUGUUUUCUCUGGACUGUUACCAAACGAAAGAGAAAAUGCCCAGCCUGAAGUUUCAGUCCUGGCUUCAGUCCUGGGAGAUGCUGGAGUAGAGUGGGAAUAUGAGUGGAAUGCCAUGCCUAACCGAGGGACCAUUGCUACUGCAGCUGCAUAUUGCAUGUGAUGACCAAGACUUGGGAUAUUAGUCCUGCAGAAAACACAGUUCUUUUGGUUUGGACCCUGGUCUCAGGCUCCUGGCAUAUGUAGUUAGUGUUUAAAAACCCCAAAAUUGUAAUACCCCGUAACUGGGUCUAGGAGGAGCAGCUGAAGGAGAUGCUGUAAGCAGAAGCAGGGGCUCUUUAAAGCGGGCUCUGAAGUGGGCUCUGCUGGCUUGCGCUCACCUCAACAUUCUUAGAUUUGAUCAGAAAGUUAGAUUAAAGCAUGUGCUUCAGAAGAAAUUAUUUAUUUGUAUAUGUUCAAUGAAUAUGGUUUUAAUUUAUAUCUGUACAUACUGAACACCCAGAAGAUAUUUGUCAGAAUCCUGACAACAAUCUCAUUUUAUGACUUGCCCAAAAUGUGCUCAGCCAUAACUCCCAGCCUCUGGGACAGUUGUCAGUACUACAGUCUUGUUUUGUCUGGAGUCAGACUGGCAGAAGACCACCCCCUUGCUGCCAUAAGCUUCUUUUGAAGCAUAUCCCACCAUUGUAACCUCAUCAGUGGUUGUUGGCCACAUGGUGAUGGGAGCCAGCCAGACCUGGGGAAGGAUGGCUCUGGAUAUGUAAGGCAAGGUGGCCUACCUCUUCAGGUCUCUGUUACUCUGAAGACAAUGUGCUUUCACUUUCAGCCAUAAUUUGGAGAGAUACCAUCAACCUUCAGAAUUCCUCCAUUUUUAUUUCAUAAUGUGUUCUGUGACUAACUCUUUGCAUAGAAAUAGCUGCACUGAUAACAGGGCUCACCUGGUCCCUGAGAGGCUCAUUUGUAGACACUCGUCACACAGACUGUGCCAGUGCCCAGAAAGGGUAAUCAUCAUGGCCAGGUCAGCAGAUACCAGGAAGGCCCAUCCAGCUAGGUGUGAGCCUGCCACAUAUGGACUCUUCUAGAACCAUUCCUUGAGACUCACAGUGACUGCUUCUCAGUGUCAUGUGUCAGUCUCUCUUGUCCCCUCCCUGCCUGGUCAUCUGCUUCAUCUUUUCCACUUUUCCUAAGUUGCUUUGGCCAUUUCCAAAACACUAAACGACAUGCUUAUGGGCUGGAGAUUGGCCACUUUUGGCAAGUAUGCUUCAAAAAGCAUGUCCAAGCCCUGAGGCGAAGAACUGCAGCAGGUUCCACCAUGGCUUGGGGUGAGGACUGGGCUUAGAGCUGUGGGCCAAGCUCAUGUGGUCAUGGGCACAUCUGCAAAAGUCCUUUACCUGCUGCCCUAUGGCAGCAUUGUCUGUGUGUCCCAGCCUCUCCUCCAAAACGGGGCAGGACUCCUCUGCAGUUGUCACCUGCCUGUGCUCUGGUGGGGGAGGCAUUUAAGCCUGGCAGCCCCUUCCAGCCACAGCCAUGGAUCGGAGCUCCACCCAUACCCACCAGCAGAUAAAACACCCCAUAUCCUAUGGUUGUGGCAACUUGAUUACUACCUUCACUUUUCUAAAAUAAUGUUUUUAAACCAGAACAGUUUUCAAAUUCAUAGUUUCAAAUAUGUGUUUGAAUAUUUGAGUCUGUUACAACUGUCUUAUUACAGACCCCAUAGUGGGCUGGGUUCACACUGUGAAAUAAACUGCAAGUAAAAAUAAAAUGUGUGUGCCAUGUACACAUAGCUCCACCCCAAGGGAGAAGCCACAGCAGCUGUGUAUGAACUGUCAUUGGCAGAGAGAGGCCUACCUUCAUCCCUUUGGGAUGCCCCAGCUGAUGCUCCCUUGGUGCGUGGCUACAAAAUGCCACUACCAUCUUCAGUGACAUCAGCUUCCCCACACACUGUGAGAGCCCCAGAGUGGGGUCUGCAGUUCUUGAGUCUUAGGGACCAAAGGUGUUUUUAAGAAGAUGACUUUGGGAUUGAUUUUCUAACAAAAAAGGAUUCACUUUACAUUUUAACAGCAAUGUUAGGUGAUAGUUAUUCAGAAUUAAUUGAACAUGACUAUAAGUUGUAAAAUGUUUUCAUAUUAAGAAUGUAAUUAUUUCCUUAUUGUAUUUUUAAAAGACUAAAGUCCUAUUUAAAAUUCUCUUUGAAAGAACCAGGCAAAGAAGAGUUGUUUUUUUUUUUUUUUUUUUUUUUAACUAAGUUUGUUGGCAGUGCCCAUUUGAGCUGAUGUAAAUAUAUUUUGGCUAUGUUUAUCACUGUAUUUAAUUCAUAAAGUAAAAAUUUUAUGUAAAAAAAUCACAAUGAAAAUACAAGUUUUAGCCCAUUUUCCCCUUUUGUAGUAGCCUUAUCUGAAUUUUCUGCUUUAUGGAUUGAUUUUUCUACUGUUGUAAUGGUGUAGCCCAUUGACUGGCGCCUAUGGCGUAAACCACUUGUGUAUUAUUAAUAAAACUAUGGGGUGAGGGGGCCAGGCCUCAAACCCUCCCAACCUUG
Messenger RNA from Jaculus jaculus (lesser Egyptian jerboa), 7171 nucleotides. RefSeq names its product actin filament associated protein 1 (gene Afap1). Lineage: Eukaryota; Metazoa; Chordata; Mammalia; Rodentia; Dipodidae. Gene Ontology annotation, cellular component: cytosol. The transcript is spliced from 18 exons. The record is from RefSeq and is a predicted model, not a curated record. Bases 115 to 2556 code for a protein of 813 amino acids. Gene Ontology annotation, molecular function: SH2 domain binding; SH3 domain binding.